Molecule: messenger RNA, 2290 nt
Organism: Paramecium pentaurelia
Lineage: Eukaryota; Ciliophora; Oligohymenophorea; Peniculida; Parameciidae
Source: the annotation of a GenBank genome assembly
AUGAUAAAAUUGAUAAUAUACUUUUUAUUAUUAAGUACAGCCUUAGGAAUUUAUAGUGAUGCUGAUGUGUUUUUUUGUUAUGAUGAUGUGACUGACGAGGAACUUUCUGAAAAGAUUAAAGUGUAGCCAUUAGAUCAAUAUAUAUUUUUGAUAGUUUGUAUUUGAAGAGUGUUAUCAACAAUUAGCUCCAUUAGCAUUUAUGUGUACUAUGUUCAUCACAUACAGUUUUAUUAAGUAUCCAAAUACAAGGAAGAUGCCUGGAGAUAUAGUUUUCUUUAUAUCUUUAUCUGAUGCAAUAUUGUGUAUACAUUGGUUUUUGACUGCUUGUUAUUACACUACAUUUGGUGAAAAUCCAUUGAGUUCAGGUCCAUUUUGUUAGAUUAAUUCAAUGUUUAGUAUAUUUGCAGGAACUGGAGAAGUUUCUUAUAAUGUUGUAUUUUGUAUAUACAUUCGAUUAACCCUAAAAAAUCAAUUUAAAGUAAUACCUAAAUUGCCUAUAAUUUUACAUUCAUUGGCAUGGAUAGCAAUGAUUACAAUACCACUAUUAGCUAAAUUUACUCAUAAUAAUGGUCUUUCAAUAUUUGGAACUUGUAGUUUCAAGUAUCAUCCAGGAUUUCCUUUAGCUGGUAUAGUAUUAGUCUUCUUAUAUACUCUGAUUUCAUUAUAUACAAUAUGGUAUUUCAAUAAAGCCAUUCCUGAUGAUGAAAAAUACAGACAAAUCAAAGAUACUUUUGCAAAAUACUAUUAUCGUUACAUAAAAGGUUCAUGUAUAAUAUGGACAUGUGAAGCAAUAUCAUUUACUAUUGCUGGUUUUAAUUGUUCAUAUUUUCAUGAAGGAUUUCUUCUCAUUUUUAUAACCAUAGGAAAUUCUGCUAAAUUAUGUACACCAGUAGUGUUAUCUAUUUUAAGAUAUAAUGAUCCUACUAUUAAAGAAUAAGUUAAAAGAUUAUGGAGAAAAGUUUGGAGAAGAGAUAAUGUCUAAAGUGAAUUACGUAAAUAUUAUUAAUGAUAUAAUUUUAGUGGAAGAUGAUGCUAAUUUUUAUGAUAAUAUCCAUUAAAAUCUUAAAUUUGAUUAAGUUAAUACAAUUAUAUUUGGUAUAAGAGCUGUUUGUAAAUCAGAUCUAUAAUUAGAUACAGAAGAAUUUGAUCAUAUUAAUAUUCUUAGAAGAUAUACAGAUUUUAAAUUCUAGAAUGAUUCUAUAUCUAAUAGUGAUAAUAUCAAAUUGAAAACUAAUUAUAAUUUAACUACUGAUGAUUUUAUUGAAGAAAUUCUUUAUGAAAUUGAUAAUAAAGGAACUCAGAAUGAAAAAGCAAUUGAUUUAAAAUUAUUACAAUCUACUUUGACUGUCUAUGCACCAACUAUUUUCUAGAAAAUUAGAGAUAAAGAUAAAAAAAUGAUUAAUCAUUUAAAAUCAUUUGAUCUAUUGGCUAAUUAAGAAUAAAUUAAAUAAUUUAAAGGACCAGAUGGAGGCAAGGGAGGUGCUUUCUUCUUUUUUACUCAUGAUAAUAAAUUAAUCAUUAAAACUUUAUCUGAUCAAGAAUUAGCAGUAAUUAGAAAGAAUCUUAUUCCAUACUUUUUACAUUUAAGUGAAAAUGAAACAAUCAUUUCUCCUAUCUAUGGUAUAUAUAAAUUAUUUAGAUAAAAUGUAUAAUAUUUUAUAUUAUAAAUAUAGGUUGAAGAAUCUAUUAAUGUAGUAGUAAUGAGAAAUGCUAUGCAAAUACCAUCAAUGUAUAGAAUUAGAACUUAUGAUAUAAAAGGAUCUGAACAUUCAAGAUAAGUGUUAAAGAAAAAUAAAAAAGCAAGUGAAGUUGAAUUAAAGAAAAUUACAUUAAAAGAUAUUGAUUUUCAAAAUUUAGAAUAAUAAUUACAUAUACCAUAAUAAUAUAGAGAGAGAUUGAGAAAAUGUUUGAUUAAUGAUGCUAACUUUUUUAGUAAAAUUAAAUUAAUGGAUUAUUCAUUAUUGAUUAUUAAAAUGGAUUGGUAUACAUAUAGUUAGAAUAAUUCAAAUAUCAAAGAAGUAGAAGUAAAAUUCAUAUCAUAUAUAUAUAAAAGAUACCUAAUUAUUUUUCAUCUGAUUUGUAAUGUAUACCAUGUAUAAAUGCUGUUGAAAGAGGAAUUUAUUAUCAUAUAGCUAUUAUUGAUUAUUUGUAAGAGUGGAAUGCUUAAAAAAUAAUUGAAAAACAUACUAAAAAGGCUAUUCAUGCAAAUAUUGCUUUAGACACUUCUGCUUAAAAUCCAGAAGAUUAUGCUAAAAGAUUUAUAGAGAAAGUUGCAUAUGUAAUUAUAUGA